CAUCUAUACUGGCGGUACAUCCUCGAAGCGCCUGUCCAUUGAGCAAGAAACUCACCUCUGCCAUCAAACAACUGCAGCCCAGACUUUCACGGGCGGGGUCGACCACCUUUCGGGCACAACAUGUCACCAAAGCCAGGCAGACGCGAGGAGAAAUACUCCCUCCUCAAAGACGAGACCGAGGGAGAGUCUUGCGAAGAAGGCUCGUCGAGAGAUUCUUCCGUCGAUCAAGAGGCCGGACUCGUCAGAGUCAGAAAAUACCUCCCAUGGCAAAAGUUCGACCCAGCUUGGAGAUCUUGGUAUCUCUUCGUUCCACCCACCCUCAUCUUCUCAAUACUGGCGUAUCUCGCCUUCUUCCCAUCAUGUGAAACCUGCCAAAAGAUGGACCUCGACCUUUCGGGGUACGUCUGCGCGCCCAACGGCGCUCUACCAAAAAUCGCGCGCGAUAGGGGCUGCGAGUUCGAUACCAUGUCUUUCAAGUGGUGGCCCAAAGAGCCUAUGGCACAUAAAGACAAUGUGGCGCUACUUGAGCAGUUCCAUAAUGAGGGGCCAUGGCAUCGGUACUAUGAUAAGGGCGGAAAACAUGAGAUACCACCGACGAGCGAGGUCUUGACCGCCGGCUGGGUUACGAGGAAGGAACACACAUACCACUGCAUGUACACUCUGCGGCAGACACAUCUGUGGAUCUCACUGGGCUAUGACCCCCCAUUCAACUACAGCCACACCAUACAUUGCACGAAGUAUUUGAUGGACGCUAUACUGGAGAAUCCGCCCAACGACUUUGAAGAACUCAAUGUUCAUGGCACCCCGUGGCCGGAGCAUCCGGAUAUUGUUAAGCCAUAUUAUCCUUGCAAACAUGAGGGCCUUAGCUGCGAGUCUUGGUGAUCUUAGGUACACACUAGUGCUUGGUCAGAGGAUGUUAAACAAAGAGGGCAAAGCCGUCCACUUAAUAAACCUUCAGGUUGUGUUCGCUAUCUCAUCAGAUAGAACGUAGCCCCCAAGAUAACAGCUUGAUAAGACACUCUUGUGAUCAGCGACGCGUAUGGGGACGUUGCUUCGUUAUAAUAUCGAUCACACAGAACACGCAGUCCUAGCGGAUUUAAGACGUUAAGAAUUUUGAGGACUGCGGUUUGAACACUACAAAAAAGAUAGGCCAAACGAAAUAAGAUGGAGACGGAAAAGAGGAUAGAAACCCUUCGCGCUUUUCGCCU
Molecule: messenger RNA, 1208 nt
Organism: Colletotrichum acutatum
Lineage: Eukaryota; Fungi; Ascomycota; Sordariomycetes; Glomerellales; Glomerellaceae
Exons: 2
Coding region: 121-882 (253 amino acids)
Source: RefSeq, a predicted model, not a curated record